Messenger RNA from Odocoileus virginianus texanus, 1591 nucleotides. It is a transcript of the gene NQO1, whose product is annotated as NAD(P)H quinone dehydrogenase 1. Gene Ontology annotation, molecular function: NAD(P)H dehydrogenase (quinone) activity. Lineage: Eukaryota; Metazoa; Chordata; Mammalia; Artiodactyla; Cervidae. Gene Ontology annotation, cellular component: cytosol. The record is from RefSeq and is a predicted model, not a curated record.
GGUAUAAAGUAGCAGGCGCUAGGCGGCGGGCAGCACCAGUGACGCGUUCUAGGUGGCAGCUCGCUAAGCAGCCUGAGGACCUCGCCUCCCACCCCUCCCCAGCUUGAGUCACCCGGGCAACCAGCAGACCAGCCAAUCGGCGCGCCGCCCGAGCCAUGGCUGUCAGAAAAGCACUGAUCGUACUGGCCCACUCAGAGAGGACAUCCUUCAACUAUGCCAUGAAGGAGGCCGCCAUAGAGGCUUUGAAGAGGAAAGGAUGGGAGGUCACUGUGUCGGACCUGUAUGCCAUGAACUUCAAUCCAGUCAUCUCCAGAAAGGACAUCACAGGUAAACUGAAGGACCCCGGGAACUUUCAGUAUCCUGCCGAGACUGUUUUAGCUUAUAAAGAAGGCCGUCUGAGCCCAGAUAUUGUGGCCGAACAAAAGAAGCUGGAAGCUGCAGACCUUGUGAUUUUUCAGUUCCCCCUGCAGUGGUUUGGAGUCCCUGCCAUCCUGAAAGGCUGGUUUGAGCGGGUGCUCAUAGGGGAGUUUGCUUACACGUAUGCUGCCAUGUAUGAUAAGGGGCCUUUCCGGAAUAAGAAGGCAGUGCUUUCCAUCACCACCGGUGGCAGCGGCUCCAUGUACUCUCUGCAGGGUAUCCAUGGGGACAUGAACAUCAUUCUCUGGCCAAUUCAGAGUGGCACUCUGCACUUCUGUGGCUUCCAAGUCUUGGAACCUCAACUGACAUACAGCAUUGGGCACACUCCCGAGGAUGCCCGAGUUCAGAUCCUAGAAGGAUGGAAGAAACGCCUGGAGAAUAUUUGGGAUGAGAUGCCGCUGUAUUUUGCUCCAAGUAGCUUCUUUGACCUAAACUUCCAGGCAGGAUUCUUAAUGAAAAAGGAGGUGCAGGAUGAGCAGAAAAGUAAGAAAUCUGGCCUUUCUGUGGGCCAUCACUUGGGCAAAUCCAUCCCAAUGGACAACCAGAUCAAAGCCAUAAAAUAAGAUUCACAAGACUGGACUUCCUUCUAAAAAUGUAACCAAAUCUUGGUUUCUAUUUUGAGCUUCCUUUAUUUGCUUUAGUUUUUAAGAUCUGUGCUUUUCUUUUUCCACGAGGAAUGGAUAGUAGAGAACAGACUAAAUUCUUAUGUUUUCGCAUAGCUCUUUUAAACGAUGUAACCAAUUCUUAGGAUUGCUGUCAUGGCAAAAUCCGCUCAGGCUCGAAAGGGCUCUUAGGGUGUAGAGCAGACAGAAGUCAGAGACGCCAGACGGGAUUCUUUAGGCCUCUACACAGUUCAAUUCCUCUCUCUUUAGGGAUGCAUCGUUAGGAAUAAAUCUGGCUAGAGGGCAUCCACACUCCUCAAUGAUCUAUUUUUCUUUAAUUACCUCCCUGUGGUUUAUGGCAGAAGGGAAUUGCUCAGAGGAAGAAACGACAGAAUCUGUCUGACCUAAGGGACUUAAUAAUUGCUACUCUCUGCUUGUUUGUGAUAUAUAUUAGCUUUAUUACUACACAAUGACUACCAUGCCUAUAUGAAUGUCCUUCUUCCUUCAACUUUGUUGUUGGUUAAUACAGAUACCUUGAAAUGAAAAGUUAAUAAAAAUCUUUUUCACUUCAA